AUCAAGUACAUAAAAAUGUAUUGUUUUGUAUGAAAACGUCUCCUCCACAUGAUGUCAAGCAUAAUUAAUUUCCAAUUGUGGCCGCGCCAACGUUUUUGUUGCUUCCACUGUUCUUGCAGCUGUUAGCCGCCGCAGUUGGCGAGUAAUUAAUAUGGAAAAUUUUGCAUCUCAUUUACUUUAGCAACAAUAAGAACAACAUUAUCAUCGAAACAACAUAAACAAAUUUAUUUUAAGAAGCAAAUUUAGAUAAAAUGAAUAUUAUAAAAUCGCAUUCAAAUCAGAAACGACGGCAUUCAUAUAAAAAUAAAGAGGCAACAGCACAUCCAUUCCAGUUUUUUAAGCAAAGAACUAUAAAUGCUACCAGAAGUACAAUUUUAAAGAAAAAUAUAAAGUUUCUAUCGUUAAAUAUGACGCAACGGUUCUCAAGUUCUUGUAACUUAGUUGCAAUUAUUUUUCUAAUAGUGAUCUCAACAAUUGUUUGUCCAUACGUGAAAGCUUCAGCCGUUUUAACCGGUAACAUACAAUCGUGCUCUAAUGAAGGUGAAGAGAUUUCAUUACAGGGAAUUCAAAACUCAGACUGUUUCAAGUGUGCCUGCAAGAAUGGUUUUGUGAAUUGUGAACAAGAAAGUUGUCCUUCUAUUGAUGAUUGUUAUCUACUAGAUUCGAAAGCGCCUGAUAUUUGCUGCAGAAAAUGUAAAGGAUGUAUAUUCAAAGGGCUUGCCUACGCAAGUGGUACUGAAUGGACUGAUCCAGAAGAUCCUUGUAGAACUUUUAAAUGUAUUGCUAGUGUUGUCACAGAAACAACAAUGAAGUGCUAUACGCAAUGCGAUGAUAAUCAAGCGGCACCACCAAGACCAGGCGAAUGUUGUCCCACAUGUUUAGGUUGUAAAAUCAAUGGACAGAUUGUAUCUGAAGGACAAGAAGUUGUAGCUUCAAUUGAUGAUCGUUGCCUCGUAUGCCAAUGUACAGGAAACAAACUGACUUGUGCUAAAAAAACAUGUCCUAUUUUGCAAUGUCCUAUAACGAAACAGCGAAAAGAUCCCAAUGAAUGCUGUCCUCGGUGUACCGAACAUCGUGAAUUUAUGCCAGUAACGGGCAAGUGCAUCUUUAGCAACAAAGUGUAUUAUGACAAAACUCAAUUCACACCAGAUCGCUGUACAAAUUGUACUUGCACAAAUGGUACCUCCAUUUGUCAACGUAAAACUUGUCCAAUACUUGAGUGUUCACCGGAAUAUCAAGAAAUGGAUGGAUGCUGUCCACGUUGCAUUAUAUCUGAGGUGCGCAGUGAAUGUAUGCAUAAUGGCAUCACUUAUUCCAAUAAUGAAACUUGGAACUUAGGCCCCUGUCGGUCAUGUCGUUGCACUAGUGGUAAUAUACGUUGUUCGGAGAUGCGCUGUCCUCCCAUCAAGUGUCGGACAAAUGAACUGUUGAAAACAUUACCUGGAGAGUGCUGCCCAAAAUGCGUUGAAUCUGCUGGUACCUGUACAGUAUUUGGUGAUCCACAUUUCAAGACAUUCGAUGGCAAAUUUUUUAGUUUUCAAGGUUCUUGUAAAUAUUUAUUAGCGGCUGAUUGUAGAGAUCACAGCUUCUCUAUACGUCUGACUAAUGAUGGACGUGACACAAAACGUUCAUCAUGGACAAAAACCGUAACGCUUAAAAUGAAAGAUGUACGUAUUAAUCUAGGACAGAAGAUGCGUGUAAAAGUGAAUGGCUCUCGUGUUGUUAUGCCCUAUAGCCAAGGUUCAAUAUUGAGUAUAGAACGUUCUCCAGAAGGUAUUUUGUUGAAAACAAGUUUAGGCAUCAAUAUUGAAUGGGAUGGAAAUAAUUUUCUACAAGUUAUGGUACCGGCAACUUAUAAACAUAAACUAUGUGGUCUUUGUGGUAAUUAUAAUGGUAUUGGACGCGACGAUCUAACCAGUCGCGAUGGUUCUAAUCAUUCAGAGAAAGAAAUAUGGCGAUUUGCAAAUUCUUGGAAAGUUGGUGGCCCUAAAUCCUGUUCAAGAAAAGUUGAUAAAAUUGCUGUACAACCUAGUUGUAAUAAGCGUAAGUCCAAUGCCUAUUGUAAACCACUGCGAGAAUCUGAAGUAUUUGGAAACUGUGAUAAUAGAUUAAAUCCCAAUAACUAUAUUGAUUCAUGUAAAAUGGAUGUAUGUGAGUGCCCGAAUGGAAUGUGUCACUGUGACAGUUUUGCUGCUUAUGCACAUGAAUGUCAACGGCUGGGCGUGCGCCUCCCAGAUUGGCGCACCGCUACUAGCUGUCCACUGGGUAUAUGGCGACGUAAUACAACGAAUUUGGCUCUUUCCUUGAGUAGUAAUCGUUACUACGGGGAUAUGAGCGUAGAUAGUAACAACUUGCGACCAUAUCAACGCAAACAGAAUCGUCGACGGAAACAACAACUACAGAAUAACCAACUUUUACAACAUGAAUUUAUGACAAAGCAUGUUCCAAAAAAUCUACUUAUCUCUAAGUCGCCAGAUAGAACACCUCCACCAAUACAUUAAGUUACAUACCUGCCAUGACUAUUAAUUGACAUGGUUUCAUCGAUAAGCACAUAAUCUCAUUGCGAAAUUAAGAAAAAGAACGGAAAGCAUAUUGCUUUUUGGUA
Teleopsis dalmanni is the source of this 2605-nucleotide messenger RNA. Its product is annotated as BMP-binding endothelial regulator protein-like. Gene Ontology annotation, molecular function: protein binding. The record is from RefSeq and is a predicted model, not a curated record. The transcript has 7 exons. Lineage: Eukaryota; Metazoa; Arthropoda; Insecta; Diptera; Diopsidae. Bases 252 to 2501 code for a protein of 749 amino acids.